Molecule: messenger RNA, 504 nt
Organism: Paramecium tetraurelia
Lineage: Eukaryota; Ciliophora; Oligohymenophorea; Peniculida; Parameciidae
Exons: 2
Source: RefSeq, a predicted model, not a curated record
AUGGGUUCUCAGAUUUGUCAAAACGUGUAGCCCUCUCACGAAGAAUAACUUACACAGGAGAAGAGAUUCAAGUUUAAUAUCCAUCACCCUCCUCAAAUACAAAAACCAUAACCUAUACUAAAGUUACUGUUCCCUGAAGAAAAUGCUUAGAUUGAGAAGGAACGAUUGAAUUCUCUGCCCAAACAAAAUUCCUCAGACAAUACUCUCACUAAAUAGGAAUUAAAUGGAAACAAACACGAGCCUUCGGACUUUAAUUUAGCAAAUGCUUUAAAUGAUCAAUUGGAUCUCCAAAAUAAUUCAAGAGAUGAUUCAAAUAGUGGAAUACAAGAUGUCAAACACAAAUCUAUUUUAAAAAAUAAAGCAAUGGCUGGAUCGAAUUCUUUCAGUUCCAAGGAUGUUCAGAAAGACAAUGAGUCUAUUGGAUCUCAAAGAUCAAUUAAAAAGGUCACCUUCGAUAAAAAAUAAAAGGUUAUCUACAGUAGUUUUAGAAAACCUAAAGCCUGA